This is a messenger RNA of Bathycoccus prasinos, 1065 nucleotides long. RefSeq lists its product with no specific name. Gene Ontology annotation, molecular function: oxidoreductase activity. Bases 1 to 1065 code for a protein of 354 amino acids. Lineage: Eukaryota; Viridiplantae; Chlorophyta; Mamiellophyceae; Mamiellales; Bathycoccaceae. The record is from RefSeq and is a predicted model, not a curated record. The transcript has a single exon.
AUGCGGUCUCCUCAAUCCUCGCUGCCGAGCAGCAGCAACGCGAGCAACAGAGUGCCUUUUACGAGACGACGAAGAAAAACGAGCAAAAUCUGUCGCGCGAUGUCAUCGAACACGAAUUCGAAGUCGUUGUAUCUAAAAACCGUCGACGGAAACGAAAAUCUCCCGAUUUCGGAUAUCGGACUCGGGACCAUUUCGUGGGGCGACGAGAGCUACGGAUUCAACAAGCAAUACCGCGAGAAAGAUUUGAAAGAAACGUACAGAAAAGCAAGAGAAUGCGGGGUGAAUUUCUUCGACACCGCGGAGGUGUACGGGUAUAAGAAUACAAAAUUUGAACAGAGCAGCGAACAUAUCUUGUCGAGGUGUCGAGAGGAGGAAGCGGAGGACGAAUCGGAAGUCGUGAUUGGAAGUAAAGUGUUCACGAUUCCAUGGACGAACGCGUUGUUAGGUGGCGGGUUUCGACUCGGGAAGGAAAGCUUAGUUCUAGCCGGGAAGGAGAGCGUGAAACGAAUGAACAAUCGACCGAUGGACCUGUGGUCGAUCCAUUUUCCGUUUCCGUCGUUCUCGCAAGAAGUUUUGAUGAGCGCGCUCGAGGAGAGUUUAGAUUUGGGACUGACCAAAGCGGUCGGCGUGAGCAACUAUAACAAAGAGCAGCUGGAAAAAGCGUACGAUAUUUUAGAUAAGAGGGGGAUCCCGUUGGCGUCAAAUCAAGUGGAGUAUUCAAUUUUAAAUCGGAAAGCGGAAAAGGAAGGAUUGUUGCGGAGUUGUCAAGAUCGAGACGUGAAGGUGGUUGCGUAUUCGCCUUUGAAGGCGUUGAAGACGACGGAAAUCGCGGAGAAGUAUGUCAUAAUGAAUAAACUUUGCGAUUUCAUCGGUCAAGUGAACAGCGGAGGGAAAUCGAGCGUAUCGGUGAUGUUGAAUUAUUGCGUGACCAAAGGCACCAUUCCAAUCCCCGGCGUGAAGAAAGUCGAACAGAUUGCGGAUAUCGAAAACGCCAUGGGUUGGACGCUGGACGAGGAAAGUUUAUUGACCAUUGACGAGAAGAUGGAUUACCUCGACGGUUUGUAG